Messenger RNA from Myotis brandtii (Brandt's bat), 4846 nucleotides. It is a transcript of the gene MYRIP, whose product is annotated as myosin VIIA and Rab interacting protein. Gene Ontology annotation, biological process: intracellular protein transport. Lineage: Eukaryota; Metazoa; Chordata; Mammalia; Chiroptera; Vespertilionidae. The transcript has 16 exons. The coding region runs from base 209 to 2785 and encodes 858 amino acids. Gene Ontology annotation, molecular function: small GTPase binding; actin binding; myosin binding. Gene Ontology annotation, cellular component: cortical actin cytoskeleton. The record is from RefSeq and is a predicted model, not a curated record.
CAGGGACCUGCUCCAGCCUGGCUACCCCGCGGUGUGUUUGGGUGCCAUCUACUACCAUUUGAAAUCAUCUCCCAAGACCUGCUGCCACCAGACCCUGCCAGCAGAGACCACCAGAGCAUCUCCUCCACCUUUACCAUCCUUCUGAGGAAGUUUACACCAUGGUCUAAUUAAUAGGUCUUGUUUUCUCGGCCGCGUUUGGCAUUGAAUCAUGGGGAGGAAGCUGGACCUGUCCAGUCUGACUGAUGAUGAAACCGAGCAUGUCCUCCAGGUGGUCCAGCGAGACUUCAAUCUUCGGAAAAAAGAAGAAGAACGGCUUAGCGAGAUGAAGCAGAAGCUGGACGAGGAGGGCAGCAAGUGCAGCAUCCUCUCCAAGCACCAGAAGUUCGUGGAGCACUGCUGCAUGCGCUGCUGCUCGCCCUUCACCUUCCUCGUCAACACCAAGCGCCGCUGUGGGGACUGCGCGUUCAACGUCUGCAAGAGCUGCUGCUCCUACCAGAAGCACGAGAAGGUCUGGAUCUGCUGCGUCUGCCAACAAGCCAGGCUCCUGCGAACCCAGUCUCUGGAAUGGUUCUACAAUAAUGUGAAGAGCCGCUUCAAGCGCUUUGGCAGCGCCAAGGUCCUGAAAAACCUGUACAGGAAACACCGGCUGGAGAGUGGAGCAGGCUUCGACAUCCUCGGAGGAAGCUUUUUUGAGACAAACCUGGAGAAUGAAGGAAGUGUUUCAGGCAGUGAUUCAACAUUUUAUAGGCAAUCAGAAGGACACAGCAUGAUGGACACAUUGGCUGUUGCCUUACGUGUGGCCGAAGAGGCCAUCGAGGAGGCGAUUUCCAAAGCAGAAGCCUAUGGGGACAGCCUGGACAAGCAGAAUGAGGCCAGUUACUUGCGGGACCACAAGGAGGAGCUGACUGAGGAGCUGGCCACGACUAUCUUGCAGAAGAUCAUAAGAAAACAGAAGAGCAAAGGUGAGCAGCAAAUGGAAGAAGAGUCAGAGUGGUCACAGCCCCAGAGCUGCAGUGCGAAGGCGGCCGACGAGGGGACCGCGGCCUCCCCCGGAGGCCACCCUGCCUCCAGCAUCCGCUGGCGGUCCCCGUCCGAGUUCUCACCCAUCGGAGAAGAUGCCCUGCAGACCUGUUUGCUGGAGGCUGCGUCGAGGCAUCCGGGGAGCCUGGGCCAGCAGCCCAGGGAGGAGUCGGCGUGGCCCAGCUGGAGGAGCCUGGACAGUCCGGACCAGACAGACCGGGCCCCCGUUUUGCAGAGCCCCGAUGGGAACUGGGUGGCGCUGAAGGAUGGUGCUCUGCCCCCCGCCCGCCUGCUGGCCAAACCUAAGAGUGGCGCAUUCCAGGCCCUGGAGGCUGCCUCCAGCGUGGCCUCCGCCUACGAGGAGAUGGGCUCCGACAGCGAGGAGGACUUUGACUGGAGUGAGGCCUUGAGCACGCUAUGCCCACGGCCCCAGGAUCUGCCCAGGAACCCCCAGCCUCAGCCCACGCAGGCCCAAGGCUUGGACCAAGUCCCCUCCGCCACCUCUGCUCCCUCCAGGCUUUCCCCCCACCUCGAGGCCACGUGCUCUGACUCAGAGACGUCCUCCACGGGCUCCUCCCGGGAAACAGGGCAUCAUCGGGCCAGACUGUCCUGGCUGCAGAGGAAGGCUCCUAGGACCCCUGUCGCCGAAAAGAUGCACCUCCAGGGGGAGCUGGACGUGAACUUCAAUCCCCAGGCAGCCAGCAGGGAGACCUCGGACAGCAGCGAGCCUGAGGAGGCCCCCCACGCGCCAGACCGGCGGGCCCGGAGGUGGAGAAGGGCCCGCGUGGGCUCAGAGGAUCCAAGCAAGGAGCUAUCUUCCCCCAACGCCCAUUCCCAGGAGCUGAGCACCCACCAGGUGUUGGGUGACUUAUCGGAGACCGACCUCGGCAAUGAGACUCGGCACCCCCGGACCCGUGCCGACACCACGGAGGAGAAAGUGAGAAACAAGUUGUUCGAGUUGGCGAUGAAAAUGAGUGAGAAGGAGACAUCUUCGGGGGAGGAUCAGGAGUCCGAGCCCAAGACAGAGUCCGAGAAUCAGAAAGAAAGUCUGUCCUCUGAAGACAACAGCCAGAGCAUCCAGGAAGAGCUGAGGAAGAAGUAUUCUGCUGUUUCUCUCUGCAACAUCUCCACAGAAGUCCUGAAAGUCAUCAAUGCCACGGAGGAGUUGAUAGCAGAGUCGACAGGGCCCUGGGAGUUCCCACCCGGCCCUCCUGACAGAGAGAAGGGGACAUUUCCUCUUGGGACAGACCAAGUGAGACUGGAUGAGCAGCUGACCUCCCUGGAAGAAAACGUGUACCUGGCGGCAGGCACUGUGUACGGACUGGAAGGCCAGCUGAAUGAGCUGGAGGAUGCCGCCCGCUGCAUCCACAGUGGCACUGAUGAGACCGAACUGGCAGAUCUGGAGGACCAGGUGGCCACGGCUGCAGCCCAGGUCCACCAUGCUGAGCUCCAGGUAAGGACACUCCUCUCUGCCCAGAUGGGAGAUCGCCGAGCAAAAGGAGAGAGCACCCUAUCUUCCACAAGAAUUAUUUCGAAAACACAAGCCUGGGCAAUCCGGACACCUGGUCUUUCUUCCUUAACAGUCGGUCCAGCUCUGGGUGACAUUCCCAUUUGUUUCCUUUCAGCUGAAAAAAUGGCGGUAUCUUCAGUGACCAACACAAAAACAUUCAACCGCAACUUCAUUCUCCAAGGCUCCUCGACAAACAGGAAAAGCACCACCAAGGACUUGAUGGAGCCCACUCUGGAAUCCGCUGUGAUGUAUUAGCGCCACGGAGCUCCACUGCCAGUGACCCACUGCCUCCGGCGUACACGACAGUGCCUUGACCCAACAGCCAUUGAAUACUAUAUGGAUCUCCACCUGAGGAGAGGGCCUGGGGAGCCACGGUGCACAGGGCUGUCCUGAUACCUCACCCAGAGAGCGGUCCCAGACAUCGGCAUGGCGGUCUCGCCCGCUCUCUGCCUUAGGCUCCCAGGAGAAGCCAGGACAGAAAACCGAGAUGCUGGCUUCCAACAGUAGAGUUCCACGUCCAAAAAUGCAUCGUGUCCCUGUCUGCUUUGCUACUGUAUGUUGUCUUUGUGAUCUUUUUUUUUUUUAAAUCCUUUUGCUUCAACUAAAAUGACAUAUCAACAAUUUGUCCAAAGAAAAAUGGUUGGGUGGGGGUGGGGGUGGGGAUGGAGGGAAGGGAGAUGGGUAUUUUCAUUUAAUUCAUCAUCAGUUCUUACUAAUCUCUCACAAGCAUCUUAUCUUGCAAAUGCUAAGGGAAAAGAUGAAAAUGCCCCUGUGUGAGCACUAGGGACUGUCACAGCUGGAGAGUGCUCGCCCAUCAAGGAUGCAGGUCUCCCUUUAGCCACUUCCUUCCUGCUAGGCCCCAGUCAUUCUCAUUGCUUUGCGAUCACCAGCCACAGAAUAGAAAGCUCUGCCUCACCCAUGCCACGCCCAGGCCCAUUUGAAACUAUGGCUCAUUGAGAAUUUAGGUUCUUCCUUGGACUUCCUGAGACUUUCCCCACUCUGGAGUGGAGAGGGGCUUGAGAAAGCCCAUCACUGGCUUAACUUUAGGGCACUGUCCAGAACCAACGUGACGUGGGUCAGCGAUGACCGCCUCUAAAUGAGGUGUCACUCAAUGCAUUGUCGCAGACUAUAGCCACCUGAGAAAAUGUUGUCCUCCAAAAUUUACUUCCCAAUAAAUAUUCAGCCAAAGUAGUAAAAUGACCAUAAAGACAAAAAUAGUUAAGGAAUAGCCAGAAAACUUUCAGGACAAACUGUGAAUUUAAUGGACACAGAGUUGAUACUAACUCUGUUUCAGGUCUCAAAUGCAUGACUAUGUAGACUGUGUUUAUAAAAGCAAAUGGAACUGGAAUUUCACUCAAUCGAUCAUUCUGCUAAUAUAUUCUGAAUCUAAGGAAGAAGGCAAAGAUGGGAGGCAAGGGAAUAGUAUGACUGAUGUUUAUUAUACUUCUCAUUUUAAUCCUUAGAGCAACCCUAUUCAAAAGGUAUCGCCAUUUUUUUUAUAUCUGGAGACUGAGGGCCAUAGACAUUAAUUUGCAAAGUCACACCUGGAAGCUAAGUAUAGUUAGAAUGCCUCAUGCCGAAGAGCCUCCCUCCGUCUCUGUGUUGUUUCCAACGGCUGCGCUCUUUUGCUGGUCGGCACAUUCCCAGACCUGACUUGCUGAUGAAAUGUGUGUUGUGGUGCAUUCCUGAUGGGGGUCUAUCUAUCUUCCAAUAAUUAUUCUUGCUGAUGCUGUGUAUGUCUUCUCCAACAGAAAUAAUGCCUUGGAAAUAAAGUCAAUCUUUGGUCUUUUGCUCUGUUGGUAUGGUUCAAAGCAAACAAAUUCAAAUUUGAAAAACACAACAGAAAAGAUCUGGUUCCAAAUAGAACGUUUUCUUUAGGAGGCAUGAAAAGCAGCUAUUGUUGUGUUACAGUGUUAAAAUAUUCAGUUUUCCUUGACGAAAAUGUGUACUGUGUGAGCCUUGCAAAAAAAAAAAAAAGAAGAAGAAGAAGCCUGCUCUGUGGCAUUUGAAUUUUUAUAAAGGUUUCCUUGUGCCAAAAAAAAGUGCAAAGAUUUAAUUUACUAUUAAAAACCAUACGUAUAUGUUAUAGUUCCAGAAGAAUUAUUUUGUCAUCAAGUGAUUUUGAUCUUCAGUGUCAAUAUUUAUAUUUAGAUUAAUUUUUAUAAAUGAAAAUAUUUUAAUGGUUUGAGAAAAUGAGGAUGACAGGACCAUUUCUGUGAUGGCCUCUGAAAGUUAUGCUUGCCUUCGUGUUAUAUGCACAUUGCCGAGAAUUACUGUCAGGAGAAAUGAUAAAGAAGUAAAAGUCAUUUAUGAAAA